UGUUUCAAAUAACAGUCGAGGGGUGUUUUCUGAAGGCUCCGGAGGCUGUCCGUUUGACAUUGACAUAAGAUUUACACAUGAACUGAAAUGCUGACAUCACAUUCACCUUCAAUUCUCUUGGCACCUACAGCAAAUGGAUUGAACUUCAGCUUGUCUUCAUUACUUCAAACUUUCCGCAUGCUGUUGCUGAAGGAAUAUUGACAUUCACUACGGGUAAAUUGGGCCAAAACAUUUUACCAGGAAAGAGUUUUGGGAAAAUUAUCAGGCAUGAUCCUAAACAACACCACAAUCCAAACUGGCCUGCCGGAGGACAUUAGAAUUGCUCUUCUUGUUUUAUAUAUAUUCAUCUUUCUCGCUGGGACUCUGAAUGUUGUACUAAUGUCCUGUAUGCUACAGUCCCAAAGACGUCUCUCUUUUACCAAAGUGUCUGUGAUCAACCUGAUAGCAGUGCACUCUUUUUUCCUUCUCACGGUGCCCUUUCGCAUUUACUAUUAUGCUUCUGAUGGAUUCUGGAUUCUGGGCAUACAUUUCUGCAAAAUUGUCAGUGUUAUGAUCCAUGCCCACAUGUAUCUUUCAUUCAUCUUCUAUGCCUUCCUUCUAAUUGUGCGCUAUGUGGAGCACUCUGUUCGGCACCACAAGCUAAAGUUUCAUCGCAUUCUUCACGCUACAAUUGCAAGUGCAACCGUCUGGUUGGUCAUAUUCGGCUCUCUGUUCCCAGCAACCAUUGCUAAAUAUGGAAAGGCACAGAAUGACUCAACUCAUUGCUUUCAUUUUGGUAAGGCUCUCAUGGAUCCUACUGUGAAAACAUUAAACUAUGUCAUUUGUAUACUAGUAAUACUGGUUUGGAGUGUGCUGGCAUUUUUCCAAGUUUAUUUUCUGCUCAAAGUGAGUAAGACAUUUGGAAAGGCCACAUGUCAACGUCAGGAGUUCUGGGCACAACUGAAGAACGUUGUUUUCCUGUUGGUCGUGUUUUUUUGUUUUUUGCCCUAUCAAGGAUUCAGAGUGUAUUAUGUGAGUGAAUAUGGCAAGACUGAAGAAAUGAAUUACAUAAAUGAAGUAUUACUUGCUUUCACUGCUUUCAGCUGCAUUGAUAUGAUUGCUUUUGCUGGUAGAGAUGUAUGCAAACUUAUAAAUUCAAGGGGAUGGUUUUCCUGUUCAUAGAAAAUUGUUGUAUGUUGUAUAUUGUGUGCACAAUAUUAUCACAUGAGCCAUGUAUCAUGAUUUUUAUUGUAUUCUUAGGUACCCUGCAAUUCCCACCUCUAAAUGUUUGGA
Messenger RNA from Carassius gibelio (silver crucian carp), 1272 nucleotides. Its product is annotated as probable G-protein coupled receptor 141. The record is from RefSeq and is a predicted model, not a curated record. The transcript is spliced from 3 exons. Gene Ontology annotation, cellular component: membrane. Gene Ontology annotation, biological process: G protein-coupled receptor signaling pathway. Gene Ontology annotation, molecular function: G protein-coupled receptor activity; oxysterol binding. The coding region runs from base 268 to 1161 and encodes 297 amino acids. Lineage: Eukaryota; Metazoa; Chordata; Actinopteri; Cypriniformes; Cyprinidae.